Molecule: messenger RNA, 567 nt
Organism: Cooperia oncophora
Lineage: Eukaryota; Metazoa; Nematoda; Chromadorea; Rhabditida; Trichostrongylidae
Source: the annotation of a GenBank genome assembly
AUGGCAGACGCUGCACAGUCCAAGCUGCAGUCGGGUUCUGAUAGAGCUGUGUGUAUUGGCGGCAACAAUGCUCAUGCCGCUAAUGUGGUCGCGGCAAUAUUUUUGGCAACAGGACAGGAUGCUGCCCAGGUUGUAUCGUCAUCGAUGUGCUCAACACGAAUGAAUGUGACAGACGAUGGGGACUUGUACGUCAGUUGCACCAUGCCAUGUGUUGAAGUUGGCACUGUGGGAGGUGGAACAAUUUUGCGGCCUCAAAACGAGUGCCUUCAGAUGUUGUCAUGCGCUGGCCCGUCACCUGCAGAGCCCGGAGCGCAUGCUCGGCGUCUGGCAGAAGUAAUAUGCUCUACGGUACUUGCCGGCGAACUGUCCUUAAUGGCUGCCUUGGUCACGGAUCAGUUGGUAUCAAGCCAUAUGAAGCUUAACAGGUCCCGUUUACAACUAUACCCUUCGAUGCCUGCAAUGACGACUUCUUCAGUGGAAAAACCAUCCCCAUUUCUACGAAAACCUGUAGAAAGGGAGCCACGCGUUAAAAGAACCAUUAAAGUUGAAUGCUCUAACAUUUUAUAG